AUGAGAGAAAUUGUACAUGUUCAGACAGGACAAUGUGGAAACCAAAUUGGUGCUAAAUUUUGGGAAGUUAUUUCUGAAGAACAUGGAAUACAAACAGAUGGAUCAUUUUCUGGGGAAAAUGAAGCUCAAUGUCUUGAUAGAAUUGAUGUUUACUAUAAUGAAGCCAAUGGAGGAAAGUAUGUUCCAAGAGCUAUAAUGGUAGAUUUGGAACCAGGAACAAUGGAUUCCAUAAGAGCAUCUACAUAUGGACAACUUUUCAGACCUGAUAAUUUUGUUUUUGGACAAUCUGGUGCUGGAAAUAAUUGGGCUAAAGGACAUUAUACUGAGGGAGCUGAACUUGUUGAGAAUGUUAUGGAUGUAGUUAGAAAAGAGGCUGAAGGUUGUGACUGUCUUCAGGGAUUUCAGUUGACUCAUUCUCUUGGUGGAGGUACUGGAUCUGGUAUGGGAACUCUUUUAAUAUCUAAAAUUCGUGAAGAAUACCCUGAUAGAAUAAUGUCGUCUUUUUCUGUUUUCCCUUCACCAAAAGUUUCUGAUACUGUUGUUGAACCAUACAAUGCUACUCUCUCUGUUCAUCAAUUAGUUGAGAAUACCGAUGAAACUUUCUGCAUUGAUAAUGAAGCACUUUAUGAUAUAUGCUUUAGAACACUUAAACUUUCUUCACCACCAUAUAGUGACUUAAAUCAUCUUGUUUCUAUGACUAUGUCUGGUGUAACGACAUGUCUACGUUUCCCAGGACAAUUAAAUGCUGAUCUUAGAAAACUCGCCGUUAAUAUGGUUCCAUUCCCACGUCUCCAUUUCUUCAUGCCGGGAUUUGUUCCUCUUGCUGCUCGUGGAGUUUCUGCUUAUAAUGCUCUUACAGUUCCUGAAUUGACUCAACAAAUGUUUGAUGCCAGAAAUAUGAUGACAGCAUGUGAUCCAAGACAUGGAAGAUAUUUAACUGUUGCUGCUAUCUUUAGGGGGCAAAUGUCGAUGAGGGAGGUCGAUGAACAAAUGCUUUCCAUUCAACAGAAAAAUUCACCAUACUUUGUUGAAUGGAUUCCAAAUAAUGUUAAAACUGCCGUUUGUGAUAUUCCACCUAAAGGACUCAAAAUGUCUGCUACUUUCAUUGGAAAUACUACUGCAAUUCAAGAAAUUUUCAAACGUAUUUCUGAACAAUUUACUGCUAUGUUUAGAAGAAAAGCUUUCAUGCAUUGGUAUACUGGAGAAGGUAUGGAUGAAAUGGAAUUUACAGAAGCUGAAUCAAAUAUGAAUGAUCUUGUAGCUGAGUAUCAACAAUAUCAAGAAGCAGGAAUUGAAGAUGGUGCUGGGGAGGAGUAUGAAGCUGAUGCUGAUGAAUAA
Molecule: messenger RNA, 1338 nt
Organism: Strongyloides ratti
Lineage: Eukaryota; Metazoa; Nematoda; Chromadorea; Rhabditida; Strongyloididae
Product: Tubulin beta-2A chain
Exons: 2
Coding region: 1-1338 (445 amino acids)
Biological process (GO): microtubule cytoskeleton organization; mitotic cell cycle
Cellular component (GO): cytoplasm; microtubule
Molecular function (GO): GTP binding; structural constituent of cytoskeleton; GTPase activity
Source: RefSeq, a predicted model, not a curated record